Prosopis cineraria is the source of this 798-nucleotide messenger RNA. RefSeq names its product salicylic acid-binding protein 2-like. Gene Ontology annotation, molecular function: methyl salicylate esterase activity; methyl indole-3-acetate esterase activity; methyl jasmonate esterase activity. The transcript has 4 exons. The record is from RefSeq and is a predicted model, not a curated record. The coding region runs from base 1 to 798 and encodes 265 amino acids. NCBI's taxonomy places the organism in Eukaryota, Viridiplantae, Streptophyta, Magnoliopsida, Fabales, Fabaceae. Gene Ontology annotation, biological process: salicylic acid metabolic process; jasmonic acid metabolic process.
AUGAGUGAAGAAAAUAAGAACCAAAGGCACUAUGUUCUGGUGCAUGGAGCUUGCCAUGGAGCUUGGUGCUGGUACAAGCUGAAGCCUCGGCUUCAGUCUGCAGGCAACAAGGUCACAGUGCUGGACCUUGCAGCCUCAGGCAUCAAUCCCAAGAGAAUUGAAGAAGUUGGUAGUUUUGCUGAGUAUUCUGAGCCUCUAUUGGAUUUUUUAGAAUCACUUCCUCCAAGUGAAAAGGCUGUUCUUGUUGGACACAGCUUUGGAGGGUUGAGUUUAGCUCUUGCCAUGGACAAGUUCCCUUACAAGAUAGGGCUUGCUGUUUUCUUAACAGCUUUAGUUCCUGAUACCCAACACCCACCUUCAUAUGUCUUGGACGAGCACGUUGAAAGAAGCCGUACUAAUGGUACUGAUGGAUGGUUGGACACUAAGUCAUCGCCCAGCGGAAGCAUAACAUUCCGACCCAAUUUCUUAUAUGAGAAUCUCUAUCAACUCUGCUCUUCUGAGGUUUUUUACAUGCAAGAUAUUGAACUAGCCAAGACUUUGGUAAGGCUAGGUACGCUUUUUCUGGAAGAAUUGAGGAAGGCCAAGAGCUUCAGCAAAGAGGGAUAUGGGUUGGUUUCGAGUGCUUAUAUUGUGUGCGAAGAGGACUUGGCGAUUCCAAAGGAGUUUCAGAAAUGGAUGAUCCAAAAUGCAUGUGUUCAUGAGGUUGUGGAAAUCAUGGAUGCUGAUCACAUGCCCAUGCUUUCCAACCCACAUCAACUUUGCUUGGAUCUCCUCCACAUUGCUAAUAAGUACACCUGA